Haplochromis burtoni (Burton's mouthbrooder) is the source of this 12888-nucleotide messenger RNA. It is a transcript of the gene klf12b, whose product is annotated as Kruppel-like factor 12b. The record is from RefSeq and is a predicted model, not a curated record. Bases 5951 to 7030 code for a protein of 359 amino acids. The transcript has 6 exons. Lineage: Eukaryota; Metazoa; Chordata; Actinopteri; Cichliformes; Cichlidae. Gene Ontology annotation, biological process: regulation of transcription by RNA polymerase II. Gene Ontology annotation, molecular function: DNA-binding transcription factor activity, RNA polymerase II-specific; RNA polymerase II cis-regulatory region sequence-specific DNA binding.
AGACCCCCUGCAGCUCUGCAGCUCCUUGGUGUUGAGCGAGGGAGAUUAGUGCCCAUUUAAAGUAUCGCUUAAAUCCAUGUACAAUAAGGCCUUCUGCCUGUGCACGAAUAAGCAGGCUGAUAUCACACAUGUAGAGCAGACUUUCGACACUGUGUGUAAACGGCAAAGAAUCACAUUAGAUGCCUGAAAGUGUCUCUUUACAGCACACAAACAUCUGCACGUCUUGAUCAUCCAAAUCACGUAAGUCUGCAAUGUCACGGAUCUGAAGGCUUAUUUGUGAAAACAGUAUUUAUGAUCUGGAAAGAAAUUUGAAAAUAAACUUUUUAAGGUUAAUUACUGUAGCACUGAACCACAUCUGUGGUCAGAGUGCCAUUGUAAGCACUAGAUAAUGUAGCUAUAAUUAGGGGGUUCAGUGUAUGUAUGAACAGGUCUUCAACAGAAAGUCUUUAAGCUGGAUCAUCCCUGAGGCAAUGGCCACAAUAACUGGUUAACAUUUUAAAAUGCAUGACUUUUGCUGUGUCUUUACCCAGCGUUCACAGUACGCCUGGAUUAUGAAGCAGUGUAGUGGACUGAGGAAAACAGAGACUUUGCAGUCCAGGUCCCGAAGUCUCCAUCACAUGCCCACUUUGCUGUUGAUGCUAGAAGCCUUUGUACAUUCUGUAUUUGAUCAUGCUACUGCUGCCUGCAUGUAAGGGAAGCCUGCACAGUGCUUGUGAUAUAUUGUCUUAAUCAAGAUCAUCUUCUUGCUGAAACACAGUCAGAGCCUGUAUUUCUGUAAAAAUGACUUCAUUGACUGCUAAAGUAUUAACUUCACUGACAACACUACUCACUUCAGUGUAGCAUAUAAUAAUGUGGUGAACUGAGAACAGUUCAAAUAUAGUACAUUUAGUACAUAUAGUACAAUGUAGUACAUUUGGAUGAUAACAGAAGAGUUAAAUGACCUGUCUGAAUGUUUAUCAUGUAAAGGUCACUUUACAUGAUAAACAGGUCAGUGUUCCUUGUGACUUAAUUCAGACAUUCAGAUAGCAGUAACAAAAAAAAAGAAGAAAAAGAAAUGUUGACCAGUUAGUGUAUAUAUUUUUAAUGUUUACCCACGUCCACUAAAGCAACAUGCAACCUGCACUAGCUGGUUUGACAGCAGUAUCGAAAGGAUGUUGCUGUUUGUGGCUUACUGUGAGGAUGAAUGUUUAGCUAGAAAAAAUGAGUGGGUUAGUAAAAGGUCAUGGUUUGGAUUCAAAAUGACUGUUUAGCACUUUUGCGUCACAGCAAGAAAGUUUGGGCUUGAACCUGUCGGUGUCCUUUCUGUCUCGAUCUUGCGUAUUCUGUCUGUGACUUCAUGGGUUUUCUCCAGAUGCUCUGUAUCUUCCCACAGUCCAAAAAGAUGCUUGAUAUAAGUGUUGAUUUCAAAGUCGGUUGUACAGGUGAGCGUGAGUGUGAAAGGCUGUUAGGGUCUUUUUGUUAGACCUUUGAUGGACUGGAGACCCCAGCAGGCAAAAAGCAAGGACUGUAAUUCUGUCCAGUCUAUGAUCUGGAGACCCCCUGGUUCUCCAUGAAACUAGCUGGAAAAAUGAUUACAGUGGAUAUAUUGGUGUCUCUUCAAUGCCCUGUUUAUAGUAAUAACUAAGAGUUCAAGAACAAUGAUGGCAGUGGCUGUCCGUUAAAAAACUGGGAACUGACACUUGUCUUCGGUGUUCAAAUUUACUUUAAUCAUCCAUCCACCCAUCGCUGUAUGUACUUUUUUUUUAUUCAUCUUUGACAUUUGCUUCUGAAGGACAGCAAGCAUAACUCUUGCAACUUGCAGACUGCUCUGAAAAUUUACUUAUUUUGUUUUGGGGUGUUUCCUUAUUUUUUUUAUUUUCUAGUUUUUUGCUUGAAACAUCAGGUUUUCCCACAAAUAGACUUUACAUAGAUAUCGGCAGGCUGUACAGAUAUUUUAAUGUCUCAUGACUCAUUUUAGCAUUUUUGUGAUACUUAUCGUCUGUCUGAAAGGACGAUAUACAUCAUUAUUGUGCAAGUGGACAAUCAUCUCGCUCUUAUUUUGAAGGUUCAGUUGUUACUAACCACCUAGCCCCAUCCUUCCUGUGUCAUGCUUUGCUGGUUUACUGCUGUGCUGACAAAAUUAUUCAGCUGCUUUGCUCUCAUCCCGGGCAUCAUCUUGGAUGGCAGCUGCCCAUAUUGGUGUGGGGAGAUCUGGAGAUCCACUGUAAGUUGGAGAGCCACUUUUACUGAGACCUGCAGUAUUUGGAGACUGCUGCAUGUGUCACUACUACAGUUGGAGCCCAUCCAGUUGUGGUAGGUGAAAGAAACACUGGAGAGGCAGCUGAUUAAAAUGCUCAACAUGUCAGGUUAAAUAUUUGCAUUUAUAAAUGGUAUUCUUUAGCAUACCUGUGCCUGCUUUUGAGUGCACCCAACCCCUGAAACCCACCGCUGCUGUCACAAAUAGAAUGCAGAUCUUGAGAGCACACCGACUAUGCCAACAUUGACAUGAACGAUUUGAUGUCUCGCGCGUCUUGCUGUUUUCCUCCACAACUGUAUAAAGCUGGUGCUGCCAAUCUGAUUCCUUCAGUAGCUCAACCCCCACCCCAAGACAUGGUCCAAAGGCUUACGAUAAGGAUCAGUACAGGUGGGGGGGACUCAAUUAAAAAGCCAAUCACCAACGGAUAGACUCUAUCUGUCCAUCAACACCGCUCUGCCCAGGAUAUUUAAUUGCUCCGCAGGAUUCCCCCCUUUAAAGGCAACCUCUGUCAGCCACGUAUCAGGACGCACAAAUUGGCUGCUUGUUGACAGAUCAAAUCUUUCAGGAAGAUGUGCUUUGCUCUGGUUUGUUCAUGCUAACAACACAUAGGCUCAAAUUUGUAUUUAAGAAGAUGAAAUUUCCUGCAUUAGGGCUAAUAAACUGGGUUAACUGCUGCCAUAUUGACUGACUGCUCAUUGAUCCAAGUGGGUGUUAUUGAGUGUAUCAGCACUGAUUGCAGAUAGACUGCAGCGCACUAUAUGGCUGGAUUAAUGUGGGUCUCUACUGUAAUCCAAGGCCAGGGUGAGAGGAAAAUUAGAGAGGUUAGAGUAUGGACCCAAUAUAUAACAUACAGAUCCAGUUUCCGAAAAUUGCUUCUCAUCUCUCGAGCUCUCAAUCCAGGAUAUGUUGGCACCUUCUUACAUCAAACUAUCAUGUGAGCCAAAAAAGAAAACGCAAAAGCUGAUUCAAUUAAAGGAAAGAGAAAGGAAUCGCUGUGUCGCUUCGUCGUUCAUCCAGCGGUGGCUGUCAUGAACUUACUGUGAGCGACAUUAAAAAACAAAAAGAAAUAUUUGUAGGUGAUGUUAGUGAGCUGAAGUCCCUAUACUGGUAUUUCAUAAUCCUAGAAAUGACAAAAUGUUCUUUCCCUUUGCACAUUCUCUUGUGGAUUCAACCUUCGACCCGAGUGUCCAGCCCCCGUUUGUUUACCAAAUUAAGUUAAGGGUGUACACAGAGUGCAAGAGCAUGUGUGUUUAGUGAGCAGAAAGAGAGGGGUGAGAGAGAGAGAGAGAGAGAGAGAAAGCACGGAAAGUAUUGUGCAACAGCCAGGGACUCUGAGGUUGAUAGUAUAAAUAGUGAAGAAAAAAAAUCAGAAGGCUCUACAAUCUAACAUGAAAGAUUCGAGCUUGUCCAAGAUCAUUUUAAGCAUUGUUAACCUCAUCCCUGGUUGUAUACUUAUAAGGAGUCUCCUAUUGUUAAAGCUAUCGUGGGGAACCAAGUUUUUAUUUUGAUAGAGCAAAAAACGUAUUAAGACAGGCAGAUUUUUUCAAAUGAUGUCUGACCGGUGUAUUGAUCCAAGUUUUUUUUUUCUUUUUUCCUUUUGAGUAAUGACACAAUCGCUAGAGCAGCACACUCACUGCUUACUGGAAGUGACUCAUGUUGCAGAGCUUGCCCCCAGACUCUGAUUUGAGGUCGCUCGACAUGUUUCCAUGGCUAGGAUAGAAAGGUAUGUCAGUGGAAGGCCCGUCUAUAGGCGAUGACGUUUCCUCUUUCAAACUAGCGUGCGAUUGAUUUUAGCCAAAUAUGGCUGUUAAAGGAGGAGAGAAGAAAAGGAAGGAAGCCAAGAAAGAAGGAUGGGAGAGUAUUCAAAGUCAGCAUUUUCAGUCUGUUUUGGAUCAUUUCUGAGACUUUCCCCUUCACAGAAUCUUUUGGGAGUUGCUUCUCUCUAUCCUCCAUGCAGAUGGUUUCUACAGACCUGUGUAAGGAUGCUGCGUGGAUCACUGUGAACUUUGUUUCCAGUUGUACUGUAGGUCAACUGUUAGGAAACGAAAUUAUGUAAACAGCAUGUGGAAUCCAUUUGGAGGGCUGUGGCAUUUCUACACAGCUGAAUUUAGGCUCCUACUACAGGCCAUAGCUCUACUCAAUUAGCUGCUUCAGCCAGGUAUCAACAUGGCACAGCGUCGGCUUAAAAAGAGAGGAGCAGUAAUCGAAGUGAAGGCGUGAGUAGAUGAGUAAUAGAGGUAAACACAGCUGCUGGCUUUUAUUGAGUGUUAUUGGAGAGCUGGAAUGGGUCAAACCAAGGGGAAAAACUCGGUGAGCGAAAAUAGCUGCGCGCAUUUGAUGUAAUAAGUGUCAGUGUGUUGGAAUGUUUUGCUUGGUCCGUUAUUGUCAAUUUCCAUGUGCUGUGCGUUGGGGUGGAUUUGGUUGUGUCAGCAAAAAGUAGGGUUAGAUAGUCGCGACACUUUGUGAAGCUGCAUCAGGACGACUCUGCAAAGGCUAUUAAAAAAAAGCCACGAGUAAAUUGCCCGUGCGCUCGCAUAUAUGCCUGCAUGCAGGCCGCUGUUUGGAUGUAAGAGAUGGCGAGUGAGAAAAAAGGGCAAAGGAAGACAAGUGAAAAAAAAAUAAGAGUGUGUGUUUCACUGUUUGAGAUGAUAUUAUUUCUACAUGAAUUGUUUACAGUAGAUACAGUAGUAGAUGAGUCACUGUAUUGGUGCCUUGGCAUGCUUGCAUUGUACAGUUAUUGUACAACAUCUAGGUCGAUCUUUUUGAGAAUGCACGUGUGCUGUGAUGCAUUCGGAAGACAGGCCAUUGUGAGCAGUAUGUACACAGUGCAUAUGUUGGGGGAAGGGGAAUCACAUUCAGACAUACAUGUUGGAACACAAGUACACACACAUACGCUACCAGAGCCUAGGGGAUAAGAGACAGUAGCCUACACAAAGAAUUCGCCAUUAGGGUCGAGUGUGCUGGCAUCCCUUCGGGCAGGUGAGAGUGGGUGGGGGUGGUAAACAUGUGGGUGGUUAGUGGUGGUAGAGUUGAUGGAAAGGAUUUUUUUUGUUGCUUUUUUGUGAGGGUACUGAACUAAUCCAUUAGUUCAGUGUGGGAAAUUAGAGCAGGGUUUCACCCUUACACUCAUUUUCAAACAUGUUGAAAGCAGCUAUAACUUCUUCACGAGCGCUGAGAAAUGGCAAAAUACCACAAGGUUCACUUGCUUAACACCUUUACAACACUGAGAACGCUUUAUAUUUCCCUUCUAUGGCGGCCUCCCACUGUAAAGCAUCAAUAAAAAUAUAUUCACCGGUUUUUCAUUUUUUAUUCAUGGUGAAUGCUGUACAGAAAUGUGCCUGCGAUGCUGUUCGGUCUUUUCGAGAUGAUUAGUAAGUACCGCAGUGUGGUCACCUCAACCAAGGACCUGUGAACUGAAAGUAAAUAAGAGACUGGUACAGAGGCACCGAGUGCAUCUUAUAUUGAUCCACUGCAGUCAACCAGCCUCACAGUAUCUCACUCUCGUGUACAGUUUAGCCGUAUGGUGGUAUAAACAUACACAGAAUAUUAGAGUAUCUUCCUGAAAGGCUAAGCCAAGUGCUCCACACGUUUACCCUGGUUUGCUUGGCUCCACCUCCCCCUCCUUUGGUACAAGUGAGGUUUUUGUGUCAGAGGCUAUUUUAGAUGCACAGCCACUGACCGUGCUGCAUUUACUGAGGCAGGCUAAGAAACAGGAUGUUAAUGCUUGACGGAAUGCCUGCAGUCCGAGUCAAAGCCGAGCCCCUGGAAUCGGAACAAGGGUCACCCAAAGUGCGCCCUUACACUGCGAUGGACGGCGUCCCCUUUUUCCUCAGCAGAGUUAAACCGGAACCUCCCGAAGACCUGCUCGCCCACGACCUGCACUUCCACACGCAGACCGAGCCCGUCGACCUGUCCAUCAACAAACCCCGCCCCUCCUCUUCAUCCGCCACCACGAUUUCAUCGUCAUCCCCCCUCAGAUCCGCCUUCUCCCCGUCUUCGUUAUCGUCGUCAUCCUCCUCCUCCUCCUCUCCAUCUGUUAUCACCUCAGCCUCGUCGGUGCUCACAUCGGGCCCUCUGGUUGCCCCGGGAACUGGGGUGAGAGGUCAGCCAUAUUUGCACAUCCUGCACUCUGUGCCUCCGCCUCCAUCCAGCCCUCUGAGCCUGCAGGGAGCCGGGAAGCUCGCCAGCCAUGUUCACCGCAUCCCAGUUGUGGUACAGUCACUGCCCCUCAUGUACACCACUGCCGUUCGAUCACCCUCCAGCCUCAACAAUGCCAUCAUGCUACCUCUGCUGGAUGAGGCCAAAAGCCAGGGCAAAGCACACAUAGACCCCAACGGCCUGUCGCCAAGGCAGAUCAAAAGUGACAGCGAUGACGAUGACCUGCCAAACGUGACCUUGGACAGUGUUAAUGAGACCGGCUCUACCGCGCUGUCUAUAGCCCGUGCUGUACAAGAUUCCAUGUCCCCGUUCAGUAUCGACAGCAUACGGCGUCCUCGGAGGUCGGAGUCACCGGAUUCCAAAAAGAGAAGAAUCCACAGAUGUGACUUUGAGGGGUGCAAUAAGGUGUACACCAAAAGCUCGCAUUUAAAAGCACACCGGAGGACGCAUACAGGUGAAAAGCCAUACAAGUGUACCUGGGACGGUUGCACCUGGAAGUUCGCCCGCUCUGAUGAGCUGACAAGGCAUUACAGGAAACACACAGGGGUGAAGCCCUUCAAGUGUGCAGACUGUGACCGCAGCUUCUCCAGAUCUGACCACUUGGCCCUGCACCGACGGAGACACAUGCUGGUGUGAAUCAGACGGAGCGCGAUAAAGAGAGAGAUGGAGAGGUCAACGAAAAGACACACACUCACAUGCAUACACAGGCAGCCGGGGGAGCGGGAUCUCCCUGUGAAUGUUUUCAGCCGGCCUGGACGCGCACACACACACACACACUAUCACACUCACACCCACGCACAGACACAGACGCACACAUGCCCUCAUCCUUCAUAAGGAGAGAAGACGGAGACAGAGAAAACUGAUGGACGAAGGUGCACAGAGCUUGAGGAGCACAAAACAGGGUCACUUCUGGAUCCUCUUUGGUUUGGAACGAAGAGACGGCAGGAUCUUUUUUGUCUUUGCUUGGAGUAUAAUAGGGAACUGUCUUUUACAGCACUGUUCGUAAAUGUUUCACUUUGAUUUUUAAGAUUAACUCUUUAUUUGGACAAAAAAAAGUAUAAUGCAAUUGCAACUGUCUUUUUUUGUUUUGGUGUCUUUCUUUUCAUUAUUGUUCCAAACGGCUGCUUUUCCAGCAUUCAUAAUGUGAAAGACCCCGUUGUAAGGAAAGGAUUUCCUGUGUGAGCAGGAAGAAGUUUGGCCUCGACUGGAUCACGGAACGGACUUGGAUGUAGUUGAAGUUACAGGUAGUGUUUUUUCACCACGCCCCCUGUGUGAGUCUGAUUUGUGACCAGCAGGGGGCACCAUUUAAUCAUAAGUGGUUCCAUUUUCCUCCUGGCUUCUGCUCUUAGAUCUGAGGCAUCCCUUGUAGAAGCUAAAAGAAGGUUGGACUUUCACCUUUCUCAUCGCCUGCAAACUGUAAUCAAGAUAGACUCAAAUGCCCACAACCCGAAAAGAUCAACCUCAUCAGCACCUCCACUUUUUCAGUCAUUCAAUGCCUGUUUUCAUAAAUGGAAAUAGGACUUGCAUAUCAUCGCACCAGCACACACCAUUGAUGAUCCACUCACAUGGCCGGACAACUCCAAAUCUCAUCAGUGCUGUUCUUUAUGUUUAUGUUGAGCCUCUUCAAAGCAUUUAUUAGAAAAAGGAAAAAAAAAAAAUCUGGUGGAUUUUGAGCUGUGAUUAGCAAUCAGUAAAGUGCAAUCUUAAAGGAUAAAUAUACUUCAGUAUAAAAAUGUUUUGUUUAUUGGGUUUUGCUUCUUUUUUAAUGCCUGCUUAUUGCUUAUGUUUGACUCAGAAAAUACAACCCCUCAUGUACAGUGAACUGAACAAUCAGAGGAGAUUUCCAGUAUGUGAAAAAAUAGAGGCACCUUACAGACUUUUAUUGUGUCCUGACAUUUCUCAUUUUUUAAAAAGAAAAAGUCAUUUCAGCUGGGUUUAACAGAAAAAAAAGGAAUUUGUGUUGUGGUUUUGCACAGCACCGCAGCACUUGUCCAGAAAAUGACACUGACACCAGCUGAAGUGUUACAGGGAUAGUGUGGCACCUGGUGUACAAUACAGAAGAGCAAUACAUUCUGAACAAAGUGAUGGGAAGGAACAUUAAACCUCCUCUUUGUUCUGUUUGCUGAUGUCAAUAUCCGAGGAGAAGUUCCCAGCUUGGCCACCUCCUCACGCUCUGUACCACAACUCCCUCCGUUACUGACUGGUUUCUAAUCUGAUGUCUCCCAGCUGGUGAUUGUCUCCACAUGUAUCAUUUUUAUUCCUGUCGUUUGUCUCAAACACAAACAAAGUCACUUGAAAUCGCCUCAGACCAGAUAUAAGUUAUGAUUUAUAUCUGAUUUACCUGAGAUUUGGUCAUGUAAAAAGCAGAAAAAUGCAGGAAUUGCACACAUGCAUACACAAAUACAUGCACACUGUUUUUUUCCGUUCUUUUUUUCUGUGUGUGUGUUUGUAUUCACAGCAGGAGUACCUUUUAGAAGCAGUUUCCGGCAGAGAUAUAUUUAUUGGAAAGCAUCACUUAACCUUAAUCAGGAAAUUCAAUUAAAAAUAUAUUUUUAUAGACCUAAUAACGGACAUUUUUGCAAGUAUUUCCAGCGCUCUUUAUGCUACGUAAAAGCUUCGGACAUAAAAUAUCAGGCCAACCAAUGUUAUUCGAUAAUGCUGCCAAAUGCAUCUAUUGGACCUAGGCCAGUAAAAAAGAAAAAUGUUAACCUUUUCGAUUACGGUACCUUGAAAUCCAUACACUUGCACGCUAAUGCACAAACUUGGAUUCCACAUUCUCACUUUCAGUAAAACAGCCAAAUCCAGGAAGCAAUUUCCGCACGGAAGCGUGCGACGCCCUUCUCGGUUUGUUGGAGAACGCAUGUUGUCAUUAUUUAUCUGUAUUGUUUGUGCACGACAUUAUGCCCAGUUGUAUUAGCAUUUUGGCAAAACCAUAUCAGCACCUUGUUUGUUUGUUUCGUAUGAUAUUCAAAUGAUUUUAUUUCAGAUGUCAAUUUAUAAGCGAAUAAUCAUCAUCGUAUUUUAUCAUCCUUAUAAUGUAUUAGAGCGUUUUUAUGAUUGAGGGGCACGUCUUCAUUUGCAUAUAAAUCUUUCUCUUCUGUACAAAGGACAUUUUGAAAUGUUGUAAUAUAUGUGAUAGUGAAGAUAAAACUUAUUACAAAGUUCUACAGCCUGUACAUACAUUGGAAAAAUAGGGCUUUUGAUUAGUAGAUGCAGGAAAUACAUUUAUACAUGUAAAGUCUUUUUUCAGAGACUGUAAUUUAUCUAAUUUGAUAUACAGUGAAAUGGGGCUAAUGGUAUUCAUCAUGUAAAUGAUCAUAUGUGAUGUUAUAGAACAGUUUGCUUUUUAUUUUCUCUUUGGUUUGUGGUUAAACACAUUCAUGAUCAAAUCAUUUUUUUUCAGUUCCCAAGGCUGAACCAGUGUUUGCUAGAAUCGACCAAUUAUUUAUACACAGUAUUAAGGUACACAAUUCCCUGUGUUGCUAUUUUGCUAUACCCGACAAGAAAUUCUACCGAUCAAGCACAUAUCAGCGACACAUAUACUCCUGUAUUCAGUAUAUGACGUUGCAUGCCUUAAUACACCAAUUUCUGAAAAUCUCAAUUUGACUUGAAGAUGGUGUCUCCAUAGGACAGGGUGUAUUGUAUUUCCCUUCAGCAUCUCUUUCCUCAUAUUUUAAAGCAUAAUUUUGUUACGGUAACCAGGGUCAAAGUUAUGCAAUAAUAAUAAUGAAUAGUGCCUCAUAUCACAAACUUGUAAUAUCAGCUGCUCUGUGCAGAGCUUCGAUUUCAGCACGCGUGCUUGGAUUAAUAAAUUUCAAACGAGAAAACCACGAAUUCUGGGGGAGAAAAAAGAAGCACAGACAACAUUAUGCAAGUCGGACCUCUAAUGUUGAACUUUCUUUUCGCACUGAGCCUUAUACCAUUGUGUACAAUGCAGCAUCUUCCCAUAACACUUUCACAGGCUGUUUAUAGCACACAUUAUUACUUUGCUUGCAAUAAGUCACUUCCUCUAAGGGUAACAAAACCGAGUUACAAAGGUCUCUUGGUGUUUCAGCUUCAACACAUCAAUUCAACAUAGUGAUUCCAUGGAAGAUGAUGAGGAAUCAUACUCACAGGAAAAAAGAAAAAAAAAGAAAGGAAAAAAAAUCCUGUGGCUGGGAUUCCAGCAGUCACACCUCUCUUAAUGAAUACUUAUCUUGCGGUUUCUGUCAGUUCAAUAUAUAUUUUACUUUCUGUAUAACAUCUGCUUUUGAUUUUCCUGGUUUUGAAAAUUUAGGUAGUGAAGCCAAUGCCUUUGUUUCAAGUUUGCUGAUAUUACGUACAGUAAUCGUUGUUCCUGUAUUUAUGUAAAGUGAGUGUAGUGUAAAUAUAUUCAGAUCUUUUCAUUCUUACCGUAAAGAAUAAUGUGAUAUUGCUCAACAUCAAAAAGGGAGAUUCUGCUCAUGGAAUUCCACAUCUGUAACAGAAAUUUUUAAUCCUGAUAUUUUUCAAAACGUCAACAACAGAUGUACUCUUUUUUUUUCUCCUGUUACACUUUUUUUGUUUCCUUUUCUCCGAGAGUUGUUUAAGUAUCCAGUCAGUGUUUUUGCCUUUUUCUCUGUAUUUUUCAUAUGGAUGGAGCUGUGAAAUUAAAAUAAGUUCAAACAUAUACAUGUAUAUUAAUAUGAAUGGAGGCAUGAAGGUUAAUAAAGUUGCAUUUUGUAUGUAACAGACUGGGACGGAGCCAGUUGCUAUCUAUGACUGAGAUGGGUGGAAUGUGGUUUCGGUGUCACUUAGACAUCCGAGAACUCCCAUUCGCUGGCAUUCGGAAAACUAAUCUCGCUAUUAGGGAAGACGUAGCUGAACAACAGUACAGUGGUCUGUACGCAAAGUUCAUCGGACUGCUACUGGAAGCGGAAAAAGACGUUUUGAAUCGUCCAACUAAAACAUUGUGUACCUCGUUGUAAUAUCACAUGCUUUGUUGUUCUUAUGCAGUAUCAACAAAGAGUAGUAUUUUAAGACCUGGUAUUCUCAAACAAGCCUUUUCUGAGAAAAGGUUUCAGCUAAAAGAAUGCACCCUGUACUUCCUGUCCUCUGCUCUAUUAUAACGAGGUCUGGAUGAAUGUUUCUGUCAGGCAGCAACGGAUUGAGAUGAUUACAAUCAAUUCCCACUCCACUAAGCAUUUUACUGUGCAGGAUCUCACCUGAAUGAUUUAUCACUCACUAGAGUCUGAGUUAUGUGGGCUUUACUGUACCGUAAGUAAUGUAAAGCACUGGGAGGAAGGCUGGGGGGGACUUACACUAGUAAAUAAUCCUCAGAAGAGUUCAGGAGUUCCUCUGCACCCAGGACAAGCUCAGACACCUUCUGUGGCUUUUACAGGUUCUCCUGGUACUUUUUGCAAAAGCUUUGCUAUGACUCAUGUCAGGGACACCUUCCAAGAGUUGCAAACCAAGAAAAUUACUUGUUUUGUUUCGAUUACACCAGAUUGUUAAAAAGGAAAGUCUUGAAUCGGGGUGUGGUCCGGACUAAUUAGCAAAUUCCAGAAAAACUGGCUCCUCCAGCUGGCAAGUGUCCUUGGGAAAGUUAGACAGACUACAAAGGUGCUACAUGAGUUCUUUUUAUUAUCCUUCUAAAACUAUCUGUAUUGUCAGCUUGUAACUUAAAAAAUAAUGGUGUCAAUGAGCCACCUUUAAUUUUUUUCCCUCCUAUUUUGCAUAAAAAGCAUAAUUUCUAAAGCAAAAACCGAUCAACAUUGCCAUGCCUGUUUUUGUGCUAUUUCUUAUUCAAUACCAGCAAGGUUCACUGAAAGCAAAAGCUGUGGUGCAAAAUUAUAUAAUAACGUGCAAUAUUCCCGCUCUGCAAGCAACAAAAGAUUAGCAUUAGCAUUAGCCAGCGUUGUCUCAAGAUUUAGCAUGGAGACAUAUGGCUAGAGUAAACCUUUUAAAUGUUGUGAAUAAAUUAUCAGACAUUUCAAAAGUUAAUAUUCAACACAAAACAUCUUUAUUUGCACCGUGAGGGACACACAGCUCCAUUGGACAUUUGAUCAGUUUAGGCUACAUGUUAAUGUUUCAGCUUUGACACAAACCUCUGACCUUUGUGCAUAUUUAUUUAUUCAACAGUAUUGCAAUAAUUCGCUGCGCUUCUUUCUUGGCUGGAUAAACUCGUAACAGCGUCGACUGUAGCGGCGUAAUCUAAUCCUUUUUGUACUUUGUAAAACAAAAAUAAACAAACUUAAUUUAUUUUAAAAAAGAAAAUUUUUAAACUGUAAUACAAUCCAAAAGAAAUACAUGGUUCUUUUUUUUUAUUUUAAAACAGCAGAUACAAAAUAUAUACAUCUUAAAUAACAGAAACUUUAAAAUUAGUUUUUGCUAAGCCAUAUUCAAAUUUGGUCAGGUAAUAGAGAUUUCUAUUAAUGUUACAUUGUGGAAAUUAAGAGGAACAUAGUCGAUGGUUUUAACAGGCAGGGGCAGCUUCGUUUUUCAUUCAUUCAUUCAUUCAUUCAUUCAUUCAUUCA